Molecule: messenger RNA, 1313 nt
Organism: Lolium perenne
Lineage: Eukaryota; Viridiplantae; Streptophyta; Magnoliopsida; Poales; Poaceae
Source: RefSeq, a predicted model, not a curated record
GCCUGGCGACACAUGAAGGGCAGCUUGGCAGUGCGGAAUGGCGCCGGAGGCGGGCCGCGCGCCGUUUUCCCCAGCAGCCGGUGCGGUGACGCGGCGGCCUGGCCGAGUAACCGGCGGCAAACCGCAUGCGCCAUGGGCGCUGACAAGAACGGUGCAAGUCUUGAGCGGCGGCGGCGGUUCCUUCUUCGCCGGGCUAGCAGCAGCAGUUGCGGCGCGGCCAUGGCUUCGAACGGGGAGGUCAAGGACAUCCACAACAGCGAAAGCACCAAGACGCUCCUCAAGAGUGACGCCCUCUACGAGUACAUGCUGAAGACGAUGGUGUACCCACGGGAGAACGAGUUCCUGCGGGAGCUCCGCCUCAUCACCAAGGAGCACACCUAUGGGUUUAUGUCGUCGCCGCCGGACGAGGGGCAGCUGUUGUCGCUGUUGCUCAAGGUGAUGGGCGCCAAGAACACCAUCGAGGUCGGCGUCUUCACCGGCUGCUCCGUCCUCGCCACGGCGCUCGCCAUCCCGGACGAUGGCAAGGUGGUCGCCAUCGACGUCAGCAGGGAGUACUUCGACCUCGGCCUCCCCGUCAUCAAGAAGGCCGGAGUCGCGCACAAGGUCGAGUUCCGCGAGGGCCUUGCCGGCCCCAUCUAGCUCGAUGGGCUCAUCGCCAACGAAGAAGACGAGGGGAGCUUCGACUUCGCAUUCGUGGACGCCGACAAGCCCAACUACGGCAAGUACCACGAGCAGCUGCUUCGGCUGGUGCGUGUCGGCGGCGUGCUCGCCUACGACAACACGCUCUGGGGCGGCUCAGUGGCCAUGCCCGACGACACGCCGCUCACGGAGGACGACAUCCAGGUAAGGGACGCCAUGAGGGAGUUCAACGCAAGGAUCGCCGCCGAUGCGCGUGUGGAGCCCGUGCAGCUCCCAAUCGCCGAUGGCAUCACGCUUUGCCGCCGCAUCGCAUGAUCGUGGCUUCAUGAGGCGGUGACUCUCGUCUCUUGGGGCGCGCGUCUGAUGUGUCUAUAAUUCUAUAUGCGAUCAAAUAAUAAGAUGAUUGAUUGCUGUUGUAUCGUCUCAUAAUCGUUCAGGCUAUGGAGUAGUCAUUUGAUUUGUGGCGGCUCACUCAAUCUUUCGCGUACCCAAUAACGGCUGGUUAUAAGUAAAUAAAAAAUCUGGUACAAGUACAAUACAUCAUAUGACCGAGCUGUACUUUUUUAAGUUUGUUUCAAAUAUGGCAAUGUGAUACUCCCAUUUCGAUAUUGUGUAUAAGCUUCUGUAUAUGCCUUAUAUACAUUUCCCCCAUUUCGAAAAAAAUAGUUUAUGUA